Messenger RNA from Penicillium chermesinum, 621 nucleotides. It is a transcript of the gene pup3, whose product is annotated as proteasome core particle subunit beta 3. Gene Ontology annotation, biological process: proteasome-mediated ubiquitin-dependent protein catabolic process. Gene Ontology annotation, cellular component: proteasome core complex; proteasome core complex, beta-subunit complex. The coding region runs from base 1 to 621 and encodes 206 amino acids. The record is from RefSeq and is a predicted model, not a curated record. The transcript has 4 exons. NCBI's taxonomy places the organism in Eukaryota, Fungi, Ascomycota, Eurotiomycetes, Eurotiales, Aspergillaceae.
AUGAGCAAUCCCUUCGACAUCAAUGGCGGUGCCUGUGUCGCCAUGGUGGGCAAGGACUGCGUCGCCAUCGCCUGCGACCUCCGCUUGGGUAUGCAAGCCCUGACCAUCUCCAACAACUUCCCCAAGAUCUUCAACUACGCCCCAUCGACUUACCUCGGUCUGACCGGUCUCGCUACCGACGUGAGCACUGUCUCCGAUCUCUUCCGUUACAAGGUCAACAUGUACCGACUGCGCGAGGAGCGCCAUAUUGCACCUCAGACCCUGGCCAACUUGGUUAGCUCAUCGCUGUACGAGAAGCGCUUCGGCUCUUUCUUCGUCAGCCCUGUGCUAGCAGGUAUCAACCAGACCACCGGCAAGCCAUUCAUCUGUGGCUUCGACAGCAUUGGCUGUAUCGAUUUUGCGAAGGAUUUCAUUGUGGCAGGAACCGCCAGUGACCAACUGUUCGGUACCUGCGAGGGACUCUGGGAGCCAGAUCUUGGUCCCGAGGAUCUGUUCGAGACUAUCUCGCAAGCACUCCUAGCCGCCGUGGACCGAGACGCCCUCUCUGGUUGGGGUGCCCAGGUCUACAUUAUAGAGAAGGACAAGGUCACCCAGCGGUUACUAAAGGGACGACAAGAUUAA